This is a messenger RNA of Cylicostephanus goldi, 393 nucleotides long. NCBI's taxonomy places the organism in Eukaryota, Metazoa, Nematoda, Chromadorea, Rhabditida, Strongylidae. The record is from the annotation of a GenBank genome assembly.
GAGUUUGAAGCAGAGCUUAUGAAACAUGUCGGCUACGGUUGUGAGGGUUUAGUGCUUGGCCCAGAUGCAAAGCCUCGUGUACGUGGAGCCACCGACGUCACGUGCAAUGCAAAUUCCAUGUCACUAACUGUUCGAACUCAACGUCCCAUGCAUGGCUUGAUGUACGCUCAGAAUUACCACAAUACCCCUGCAUGCGUUUUGGCCAGCGAUGGAUCGUCGCGCGAAUUGACUAUCACGUUUAGAGAUGGUGAAUGUGGGCUCUACAAAACACCUUCGCAGGUCUCUUUCAUUGUUAUCCAUGAUGGAAAAUUUUCAAAUCUAUUCAAAUUAAUCGCAACUGCAUUAAUCGAAAAAUUAAAUCGUAACAUCUCAAGGCGCUGCGGUUACACGUAA